AUGAACGCCCUGCGCGGCUGCGUUCACGAGAUAUUGGAGGUUAAGCGGCGCUUUCACCAGUCCUACUACACCGCAUCAGAAGAAGACAGCAUGGCAGUCCUCAAGGGUGGUGCCGUCUUCACGGCCAUCGCCUCCCUCGCGGCCAUCGCGACCCCCGCCUCGGCCACCGUCCCGGCCGCCAUCACGCCCGAGUACCUCGCGACGGCCGGCAACAGCUCCCUCUUCACCCGCUGGAGGCCUCGCUCCCACUACCUCUCGCCGCACAGCUGGAUGAACGACCCGUGCGGCGCCGUCUACGACCCGGCCACCGGGACCUACCACCUGCACUACCAGUUCCACCCCAACCACGUCAACUGGGGCAACAUCUCGUGGGGCCAUGCCGUCUCCAAGGACCUGUUCCACUGGACCGACGUCCGCGACUGGGCCAACGACUCGGCCGUCUCCCUGGCCUCGGGCAAGUACGCCGCCGGCCCCCUCUCCCAGUUCACCGGCACGACCCAGCCGGUCAACCUCGAGGGCGUCAGCGACGGCACCCUCCUCACCUUCGGCACCGGCAUCCACGCCCUGCCGACCAACUGGAAGCAGCCCUACAUCACCGGCACCGAGGUCCAGGCCCUGUACACGUCCGCCGACGGCGGUUCCACCUGGGAGGAGGUCGGCACCGUCAUCUCGAGCCCGCCCGAGGGCUGGAACGUCACGGGAUGGAGAGACCCCAGCUUCUUCCCCUCCAAGGAGCUCGACAGCCUCCUCCAGGUCGGUGAGCCCCAUUACUACAUGGUGCUGGGCUCCGGCCUCAAGACCGCCGACGUCCCCGCCCAGCUGCCCGGCGCCGCACGCCCGGGCUUCAUCGGCCCCCGCGUGCCGCUCUACUCGGCGCCGGCCUCUAACCUGACCCAGUGGACCUUCCUCGGCGCCCUGUGGGAGCCCGCCGCCAACACGUCCCUGGGCGAGCCCGACGUCACGGGCUCCUACGGCUACAACUUCGAGGUCAGCAGCUUCUUCGACCUGCCCGUCGGCGACGCCGCCGGCGCCGAGAGGGCCUGGUUCGUCACCGCCGGUGCCGAGGGCGGCAACACGACGCAGCACUGGCGGGAGCAGUGGGCCAUCUGGAACCGCGGCGACGUCGCCCGCCGCGACAACGGCUCCGUCGAGUUCACGCCCAACUCGGGCGCCGCCCUGGACUGGGGCAUCUCGUACGCGCAGGCGACCUGGGCCGACGUCCGCAACAACGGCCGCCGCAUCAUGUGGGGCUGGGCCAACGAGGACAUCCUGCCCGACUACACCUUCGCCACGUCCAAGCAGCUCGGCUACAUGGGCUCCAUGAACCUGCCGAUGGAGCUGUACAUCAAGGAGACCAAGGGCGUGCAGAACUGCGGCCGCCAGCAGGACGGCAGCCUCUGCAUCCAGGGCUGCAGCGGCGGCGGCGCCACGGCGCAGACGCUCGGCAUCCGCCCGCUGCCCGACGUCAUCGAGCUCCUCCGCGAGGGCGCCGCGGCCCACGAGUUCCAGGUCGGCGAGCUCGUCGACGCCGCCAAGUCCGUCUCGGCCGACCUCGGCACCUCGUACGAGCUGACGGCGACGCUCAGCUGCGCCAGCGGGCCGGCCGGCAUCGUCGUCGGCCAGAGCCCGGACGACGCCGAGCGCACGACCAUCGUCUUCGACCCGGCCGCGUCGCAGAUCCGCGUCCACCGCGACCGCAGCAGUCUGCUGCCCAACUUCAACAACGCCACCUUUGUCGGCCACUUUGAGCCCUACCAGCUCCUCGACAAGGCCGCCGCCGGCGGCAACGCCACGGCGGUGGAGGAGGACCUCAACUUCCACGUCGUGCUCGACGGGUCGCUGCUCGAGAUCUGGGUCAACGAGCGCUUCGCGCUGACGGCGCGCAUCUACCCGUCGCGCAACGACAGCACCGGCCUCAGCUUCUUCGCCGGCGACGCGGCGGCGCCCGCCGGCGCCAAGGCCACGUGGAAGGACGUCAAGGUCUGGGCCGGCCUGGCCAAGGCGUGGCCCGAGAGGCCGGAUGAUACCAGCGUGCCCCUGGUCUGGGACACGCCGGAGCAGACGAACAACUACGCCUGGUGGGCGGGAUACUAA
This is a messenger RNA of Colletotrichum higginsianum IMI 349063, 2094 nucleotides long. RefSeq names its product Sucrose-6-phosphate hydrolase. Lineage: Eukaryota; Fungi; Ascomycota; Sordariomycetes; Glomerellales; Glomerellaceae. The coding region runs from base 1 to 2094 and encodes 697 amino acids. The transcript has a single exon. The record is from RefSeq and is a predicted model, not a curated record. Gene Ontology annotation, biological process: sucrose catabolic process. Gene Ontology annotation, molecular function: sucrose alpha-glucosidase activity.